UGAGUGUUGGAUUGUUUUGUUGCUUCACCUUCUUCAUAUUGUGUGGUUUGUUUGUGCCUUUUAAGUCAAUUGGGAAAUAGAAUAUAGAAAUGAGUAAUAUAUUUUUCAAAAUCAGGUUCUCUUUCAACCUCUAAUCUAAGAAGAAGAACAACAACAACAAGAAGUAAAGAAACAAGAAAAUUCUUGAGCUAAAUUUUGUGGCUUACGAUUCAAUUUCAUUUCAUAGGGAAAGCUUCAGACUUCAGAGCAAUGAAUUCAAUUUCUACUCACAUCCAUUACCCUUUUCGAUCUUCUUCUCUUUCAAUUUUCCCCUCCUCUUUCACUUUCAACUUCCCUUCCCAAUUUCCCUCUCAUCCGUUUCUCAAUCCUAUUUCUCCCAAUUGCAUCCUCAAUUCUGCAAGAUUACGGACCCCUAAUCCCCAUGUUCAUCGCAAUUACAGGUCGUCUCAAGUUCUCAAGGCUUCCACUUCUUCUGGGUAUGCCCCAGAGAUUGGGGAAAUUCUCGGGGAUGUUCGUAUUUUCACUGCUGGUGGUGAGCCAGUUCUGUUCAAGGAUCUUUGGGAUCAGACUGAGGGAAUGGCAGUUGUUGCACUUUUGAGACAUUUUGGAUGCUUUUGCUGUUGGGAACUUGCUUCCACUCUGAAAGAAGCCAAAGAAAGAUUUGAUUCAUCUGGUGUUAAACUAAUAGCUGUAGGCAUCGGUACUCCAAAUAAAGCACGUAUCCUAGCCGAGCGGUUGCCUUUUCCAAUGGACUGCCUUUAUGCUGAUCCUGAUAGAAAGGCAUACGAUUUACUAGGUCUAUACUAUGGCUUUGGUCGUACAUUCCUUAAUCCAGCUAGUGUCAAGGUGUUUUCCAAGACGAGAUUUGACGUUAUGCGAGAAGCCAUGAAAAACUAUACUCUCGAAGCUACCCCGGACGAUAAAAGCAGCGUGUUGCAGCAGGGAGGUAUGUUUGUUUUCAAAGGCAAGCAACUGUUGUAUGCUCGAAAAGAUGAAGGUACCGGCGACCACGCUCCCUUAGAUGAUAUCUACAACAUCUGCUGUCAAGUCCCUGCAACCUGAAGCAACUCAACUAUUGUAUGCUCAAAAGGUUGAAGGUAUCGGUGACCACACUUCGACGUCUAUUGUUGAGUCAUAACAUGAAUAAUCUUCACUCAUUGUUCUUAGAUAUUUUGAUUGGUAUGUAUCGUUUCUUAUAGGGUGAUUAAUGUUAUAACUCUUGUUAUUAAUUUUUUACGAAUAUGUCUUAUGUUAAAAAAUGUAAAAAGUUUAAUUAUUAAUUUAAACAUUUUCAAUGCUUUUUUUAAAA
This is a messenger RNA of Cucumis melo (muskmelon), 1309 nucleotides long. RefSeq lists its product as uncharacterized. NCBI's taxonomy places the organism in Eukaryota, Viridiplantae, Streptophyta, Magnoliopsida, Cucurbitales, Cucurbitaceae. The record is from RefSeq and is a predicted model, not a curated record. Gene Ontology annotation, molecular function: antioxidant activity. The transcript is spliced from 7 exons. Bases 250 to 1062 code for a protein of 270 amino acids.